Messenger RNA from Paramecium tetraurelia, 1059 nucleotides. RefSeq lists its product as uncharacterized. Lineage: Eukaryota; Ciliophora; Oligohymenophorea; Peniculida; Parameciidae. The record is from RefSeq and is a predicted model, not a curated record. The transcript has a single exon.
AUGGAUAAAAAGUAUACAAUCAAGUAGUAUGAAUUGAAUGAAGAGUUUAAAUAGAAAGUUUAAGUGGGAGACUUCAUUUUAACCCAGACAGAUAGCUUUAUAUAUUCACUUGCUAGAUCUAUUUUAAAAAUUGAAUAUGAUCACCUAUUGGUUUUAAUAAAGGAAGAUCAAUUAUUGCACAUUGGCUGGCCUUAAAUAAGAAUAAUAAACCCUCUUUAGAUACUUAGUCAAUCUUCUAGAUAUAUUAUAUUUAGACCACCAUAUUAGGAAGGGGAGCUUCAAAAGUUCAUCAUGUAUCUUUAAACUAGUUUAAAAGCAGACUAUGAUUACUAAAAAUUAUUAUAAGGAAUGAUAAAAAAAUUAGUAAAUAAGGUUCCGACAGAUCCUGUGCCGUUUUAACCCAAUCUAAAAUCUUCUCGGGUUUGUACAGAUCUAAUUUUCUAUUGGUUAGAAGCUAGCAGUGCAAAGUUUAGAGAAUUAUUACCAAACUAUUUAGGGUAUUUGGAUUAUCCAUUAAUUGGUUCUUUCACACCAGACGAUAUAAAUACAUUAGCAAAAAUGAAUGUAUUUUUUCAAAUAAUUCAUACAAAAGAAAUAUAAAAUCCAGAAAGUACUUUAGAAAGUUUAGGAAGGAAUAUUUAGAAUAAAGGUAUCAGUAAUAUCUUUUUUGCUGAAACUCCAACUCUUAAAUAAAUAAAGAAAUUGAUCUAAUUUAUCCCCUACCCUCAAAAUUUUAUAGGAUUAAUACAAUAAUUUAUUUUUGGGUUUUAACUAAUAAAAUUGUAUCAAAUGCCAAAAAAGAAACGAAUGAAAUUGUUACUACUCUUUGUGGUUAAGAGAUACUCUAACGAUGUGUUAGAUGAAAAAAAAUAAAGAAAAAUAGUAAAAAAAUUGAUGAUUUUGGUUGAUACAAUGGAGAUCAUAAUUUCACCUUUUUAAUGGAUAAGCUAUAUAAGAUUAAUUUAGAAUAUAAUCGAGUUAUUUUUUUUCACAAAUUAAUCAGCAAAGGAUUAGGUGAUUAAAAUGAUUUUUAAAGACAUUUUUAAAUCAAAAUUAUGA